Molecule: messenger RNA, 763 nt
Organism: Ostrea edulis (European flat oyster)
Lineage: Eukaryota; Metazoa; Mollusca; Bivalvia; Ostreida; Ostreidae
Product: ribonuclease P protein subunit p29-like
Exons: 5
Coding region: 86-742 (218 amino acids)
Biological process (GO): tRNA 5'-leader removal; rRNA processing
Cellular component (GO): ribonuclease P complex; ribonuclease MRP complex
Molecular function (GO): ribonuclease P RNA binding
Source: RefSeq, a predicted model, not a curated record
CCCUCGGUUUACCUCGGUUAAUUACUUUAACCUUAGAUGUAAUCGCCCGAGGUGUGCCGAGUGCAAAAAAUAGUAAACAGUAAAUAUGAUGUACUCGCCAUUAAAUCAUGAAAUAUGCCAAGAAGCUAACACUUUUGGAUUGAAGACAGUGGAGGAUGAUUUUGUCAACAACUUUAUGAAAGCCACUCUUCCAGCAAAAAGAUUACGCAAAGGGGAACUAGAAAACCUGGAGUACUUCAAACAAAAUUUAGAAAACAAGCGUCGUAAGAAAACGUCACCUCCAGUGUCAAAAAGAAAGGGUCUCACGUCUAGAGAACGCAGAAAGCUCAGUUUGUUUGAUGCACCAAAGGAAGGGCAAAAAUUUGAGACAUAUCUUCCGAUGCAUGACUUGUGGAAAGACUACAUGAGGCAGACAUUGGGGUUAACAGACAAAAUCAAAACCAUUGAUCAGCAUAAGCGUGACAGUGUUCUAAAAGCAGAUUUCCAUGGGUGCUUUCUAACAGUAUCCAAGUCAUGUUGUCCAUCAUACAUUGGUUCAACUGGUAUUGUUAUUAUGGAAACAAGGAACACAUUCAAAAUCAUCACCAAACAGAAUCAUAUUAAAUGUAUUCCAAAAAGAAACAGUGUUUUCAUGUUUGAACUAGAUGGACAUUACAUAACAGUGUACGGAAACAAUUUCUGUUGUCAUCCAGUAUUGAGAUCAACAUAUAAAUUUAAACCAAAGAAAUAUGUUGCAAUAUAAUUAAAGUCAAUUUGUUUAGAA